This is a messenger RNA of Anastrepha obliqua, 980 nucleotides long. Its product is annotated as peptidoglycan-recognition protein SD-like. NCBI's taxonomy places the organism in Eukaryota, Metazoa, Arthropoda, Insecta, Diptera, Tephritidae. The record is from RefSeq and is a predicted model, not a curated record. The coding region runs from base 338 to 919 and encodes 193 amino acids. Gene Ontology annotation, biological process: peptidoglycan catabolic process; innate immune response. The transcript has 3 exons. Gene Ontology annotation, molecular function: zinc ion binding; peptidoglycan binding; N-acetylmuramoyl-L-alanine amidase activity.
CAUCAGUUACACAUCUACUGCCAGUGUUACGACAGUAUUCAAAUAGUAUACCAAAACAUAAAAUAAAAUCUUUAUAGCAAAAUAAAUUUGAAGAAAAGAUUAGUAAAUCAGAGUACAUUAUGAAUUUCGCAGAUCACAAAUUUUUUGUGAUCUCAGUUAAUGUUUUGGUGAUCAUCUUCAUAAUUUACACAAUAAUCGUGUUAUCUCAGAUGUAACAAAGUAAAGCGAAAGUUCAAAAAUACAAAAAAAAGUUACAUUUAAAGAAAAAAACAAGAAGCAAGUCAUUUUCAGUGUAUUUAAAACAGUGUCACCGAACGAUCCGAACGUCUUAAGCAAAAUGUAUCAAACCACCAAUCAAAUUGCAAUAUAUCUUUUACUUUUCACUUUACGCAACGUGAUUGUAGCAGCUGAUCCAAACGUUAUAACCAAAUCGGAAUGGAAUGGCGUUGAGGCGUCCAAUGAGCUCACUAGACAAUCUUUGCCAGUGGGCCGCGUCGUAAUUCUGCACACAGCUGGGAUAGACUGCGCUGAUGUGGAUAUCUGCUCUCAGCAAGUUCGAAACAUCCAACAUUUUCACAUGCAAAGCUUUAAUUUCGAUGAUAUUGCCUAUAACUUUCUCAUCGGCAAUGAUGGCAAUGUUUACGAGGGACGCGGCUGGGAUUAUAUCGGUGCUGCUAUCAAAAAUUAUAAUGUGGGUGGUCUUAGCUUGGCUUUUAUGGGCACAUUCGUGAAGACCACUCCCAGCGCCCAAGCAUUAGACGCGGCUCAAUCCCUAUUGGAAAUGGGUGUACGGACGUCCAAGUUAAUUGGGGACUAUAAGCUUUUCGGGCAUCGCCAAUUAUCGCCAACGGAAAGUCCGGGCGCGGCCUUAUAUGAGAUCAUAAAGCAGUGGCCACAUUGGAGUCGUAGCAUUAGUUGAAAAAAGUACCCAUAUAUGCCAAUUGUUACUUGUAAAGUAAUCCCAAAUAUAUAUACAACAU